GUACGGUAAAUUCUCAAUCCCCCUGAUUCUUGCUAUGGAGAGCAGCAGAGCAGAAACUGCACUAUCUCACUCAGCACGUAUCCCUUUGUGCUAAUUGCUUACCAACCUGCAAGUUCUGCCUACCUCUGUGCCCAUUCAUUCCACUAUAGCCAUACAGACUAACUACACAUGAUGUGCGGGAGCUGCAAUCCUGCCCUAAUUUUGCUCAUCUUGGUAUCCCACGGAUUGGCGGAAGAUGCCAUCCAGUGCCCUCCUUGCUCACAGGAGAAGCUUAUUCGCUGCUUGGACCCUACUGGGUGCCAGGAGCUGGUAAAAGAACCUGGGUGCGGAUGUUGUGCCACCUGUGCCCUCCCAAAAGGUGCACCCUGCGGGGUCUACACUGCCCGCUGUGGCUCAGGUCUCCGCUGUUUUCCAUCCCGGGGCACAGAAAAGCCACUACAAACCCUCAUGCAAGGACAAGGAGUCUGUACAGAGAUUUCGGUGAUCCAGGAUAGUCUGCAGACUACAGCUGAUGAUGAACGCCUGAAUUAUAAUUUCAGCCCAUGUGGCAUGACAGACAAAAUCUGCCUUCAAAAACAGCAGGCAAAACGUAUUCAGUACCAGAUGUUUAAUAAUGCCAAGUUUAUGAAGAACACCAACAGCAAUCAACCUUUCAUAGAAAUCCGCGUGGGUCCCUGCCAUAAGGAGUUAAAUAGAGCCUUGGAAAGACUGUCAUCUUAUCAAACCAAAACACAAGAGGACUUCUUGAGCAUCCCUAUCCCAAACUGUGAACGUAGUGGGAACUUCAACCCCAAGCAGUGUCACCCAGCUUUGGAUGGGCAACGCGGAAAAUGUUGGUGCGUGGACUGGAAAACAGGUAUCAAGCUACAGACGGCCUAUGAUCCAGUUCAAGAUCCAGAUUGUCAGCUGGCUUCUAAAAAUGUCUGAAAAUAAGGACCGCACAGGAGAAGAUGUUCCUGAUUAAUCUCCUCCACCAAACACUUAUACAGCGAUCCAACUCACAAAAGACUUUUGGGACCAACUUUGUUUGAUGACCCCCUCAGAAGACAUCACCGCAAACUUAACUUCUUCACUUUCUAAGGGGCUUAUAACACUUUGCAGUGUACCCUAGCAACGAGUUACAGGAACCUACGGAAAGGAAAGAGUUAAUACACCACUUGGAGGGAUAAGGGGGGAAGUUGGGUGGAAAAAACUUUUGGUUUUUUUUUUGUAAAAAAUUUUUAUUUAACAGUUAAUUUUAUGUAAGGCAUGUAGGAAUGCGAUAACUUUCUGGGGAAAAACCCCCCACUAUGGUACAUUUUAGUAAGUCAGAUUUAGAGAAUGUAAUGGGGUGUAUCAGCUUGCGUUGAGUGUAGGUGAGUGUCAAUUUGCAAUAAGUACGAGUGAGUGUCGGUUUGCACUGGGUGAGUGAAAAUGUCUGUUUGCGCUGAGUAGGACAGGAUUUGGGCGUUACUGUCGAUGUGUACUGAAUGCUCUGUUUGCUUUGAGUGAAAGUGGUUGUCAGUUUGCAUGGAGUGAGAAAAUCUGUCCAUUUCUUUUUGAUAAUAGGCGAUAUUCAGUAGAACAGAGGACGUUAUAGAGCGAUGGUGUUGUGUGCUACAAUACAGUGGGUCGCAACUUGGUAGCUACAAACUAAUAUUAUUGCAUGGUACCACCAAAGUUGCACAGAGGUAUUGUAUGCUAAAAUAGGGCAAAGAUGGCUAAUCUUGGCAUCUCAAUUGUUAGAGAUCUACAUGUACCAUGAUGCUAUAUAUUUCUAAUGAUGCUCAGUCUUAGUGUCUUAGGUUUGACUGAGAAUAUGUUUCACAAACCUCUGGGAUGCUAGUAUUACUCAUUAAUGUAAUUGGAAGCCAGGGGGGAUCCUCGAAUGGAAUUGCAUGGUACAAUAUUGGGUGCUGUAGAAUGGGAUUGUAUGAUAAAAUAAGGUAUGCUAUAAGGUUACAUUUCUCGUAUUUUCAGUGAAAUUGCAUAUAUCAGAAUUACUGGAUGACAUUUUAUACAGUGUGUGAUGUUAAAGAUUAUUAAGUGCUUGUACAGCAGGGCGUGCUAUAAAUUGAAUUGAAUUGCAAAGUACAAUAGGGGUUGCUAUAAAGUGCUAUAUUGCUUUGCCAAUAGGGGGUGCUAUAUCAUGGAGCUACACUGUAAAAAACAAACAAAAAAAAAAAACAGAGCAGAAAUACAUGCAACAACUUGAGUUGAUGCAAUAGGGUCUAAAUUACAAAGGGUAAUAGAAGGUGCUUUGCAGUGUAAUUGUAUUAAACAAUAGGGGUAGUCAAAGGUAUGGACUGUACAAUAUGAUUGAGGGUGUUAAUGAACUGUGAGUAAAUAUUUGAGGCCGAUACAUUUAGUAAAUGAGGAAGACACAUGAUUAACAUAUGUGAAUAAUGAAUGGGAGGCAUUUUAAAGCUAUUUUGUUCUACAAGCCGUGGUUUUAUUAAUCAUGUAACCUAUCUUCCUCUUCAAUCUAAGAUGCUUUGAAACAAAAUAUUCUGUGAAUUUACAUUGAACACAAUAUAGCCUUAAUUGUUUAAAAUUGCAAAUGUUCUGCAUUACGUAUAUGGAGUCAUUACAGGAAACCGUUUCAGGGAAAUCAGUGGGAAGCUUGCAUAGCUAUGACUUAAAAUGCCAUUAAAAUGAUACAUUACAUUCUGCUUUCCUUAAUACACAAAUACAUAAAAAAUUGCCAAAGCGAGCAAUUUUAAUACACAAACUUUUCCGACCGUGACAUACUCAAGGGAAUAGUAGGUGCUGGGUAAAGCCUUUCAUCUAUAGUGAAUUACAACUCCCAUCAUCUUGCGACAGCAAGUUGCAAUCUACAGUGGCUGUAGGCUAGAUCUCGCCUAUCCCGAAGUAAGUGUCAAAGAGGACAAUGUAAUUCGAUUACGCAUUGUGCCACGUAUUUAUUUGUAACCAAAUCGAAGUGAGUGACAUUUUGCGGUCCUUUGCAUAACCAAGGGUAACAUGCAACGUUAGAAUCACAGCAAAAAGUUAACAGCAACUUCAGACCAGCAUUUUAGUGUUUUAAUGUACAUAUCUACGUUGUUUGAAAUUCUAUGUGAAUAAAUAAAAACACUGAUGUUUCAUUAAA
Messenger RNA from Pelobates fuscus (common spadefoot toad), 3088 nucleotides. It is a transcript of the gene IGFBP4, whose product is annotated as insulin like growth factor binding protein 4. Gene Ontology annotation, cellular component: extracellular region. The coding region runs from base 169 to 927 and encodes 252 amino acids. The transcript is spliced from 4 exons. Gene Ontology annotation, molecular function: insulin-like growth factor II binding; insulin-like growth factor I binding. The record is from RefSeq and is a predicted model, not a curated record. NCBI's taxonomy places the organism in Eukaryota, Metazoa, Chordata, Amphibia, Anura, Pelobatidae. Gene Ontology annotation, biological process: regulation of insulin-like growth factor receptor signaling pathway.